CAGCCUGCUGAGGCCAGUAGGAACACCUAGAGUACGAGUGGCCCAUCAGACAUGCCCUGCAUUCCCUAUGGCCAGAUGAGGGACCAGGCCCCCAGAAACCGUAGCAUCUAUACCCAGCUGAUGGAGAUGGUGCUGUCCUUGCGGCAGACCAUGGAGGACCACACCGCGCAGCUGACGACCAGUCACCAGCAGCAGGACCUGGCGCUGGAGGAGCAGAGGCACAAUCGGGCCAUCAGGGAGCAGGAGGCCCUCCUGGGUCACCUAAUGUUCCAGAUGGUCAACUACCUGCAGUCUGGGGCCACAGGUGACCGGAGCUUCCAACCACCUUGUGCUUCCGUGGACUGUAGGGGCGACGUUGGAGGCGGGCAGCAGACCCAGUCAUCCAGGCAGACUGGCCAGACGUUUUGCCAGUGGAGUGAUUCGGAUACGUUUAUCAGCUAUGACCUGCCCAACCAGGGGAUGGACAUCUGUGCCUUAUACCACUCCAGCUUCCAGGACUUCAACACCUACCAAGGAAACAAAUACCACAAGGACAAGAACACCUUGGGCUGCAUCAACCUUGGUACCCGUGAGAACAAGCUCUGUAUUGAUCUUCUGGCUGAAAGGUUGACUCGGGCUGACAUGCUCUACAUUGAUGAAGACCUACUGCAGUAUCCUGAUUGGAGAGGACAGUCAUUCCUGCGGAAAGAAGUAGCCCGGUUCCUGAUCUCUUACUGUAAGGCACCUGCCCGCCUUGACCCGGAAAACGUGAGUCUCUUUUCAGCGGUUUCCUCUGUCUUCUCCGCACUGGCCGUGGUUCUAUGUGACCCGGCUGAGGGCUUUCUGGUCCCCACCCCCUCCUAUGGUGGCUUCUUCUUUAGUACCCACCUGUAUGCGAAAGUUGAGCUGGUUCCUGUACACCUGGAGAGUCAGGUCAGUGUGGUAAACACCUAUCUGUUCCAGCUUACUGUGGACGAGCUGGAGCAAGCCCUGCUCAGGGCUAAGAUGGAGGGGAAAAAGGUCAGAGGCCUUGUGCUGGCCAACCCUCAGAAUCCUCUGGGAGACGUCUAUUCCCGAGACUCGAUGGAAUAUCUGGAAUGUGCCGAGAGGUACAACCUACAUGUGAUCAUUGGUGAGAUUUACAUGCUGUCUGUGUUUGAUGAAGCCAUCACAUUCCGCAGUGUUCUGAGCCUGGAGAGUUUGCCUGACCCCAACAAGAUCCAUGUGAUCUGGGGCACCAAUAAGGAUUUCGGCAUCUCUGGCUUCCUCUUCGGCGUUCUAUACACCCACAAAAGGGAGGUGGCUUCUGCCGUGAGCUCCUUUGGCUACCUCCACAGCAUCUCCGGCCUCACCCAGUACAAGCUGUGUCUGCUGCUCCAGGACAGAGAAUGGAUUGACAAUGUGUACCUGCCCAUUUAUCGCUUCCGGCUGCAGGAGGCUCACAGGCACGUCACUAACAAGCUGAAGGUAUGGAAGGUCCCUUUUCUCAGUCGUGGCUCUGGCCUCUAUGUCUGAAUCAACUUGAAACCGUACCUGGACCCGUGCACAUUUGCAGAAGAGCAACUCCUCCAUCGCCGCUUCCUGGACAACAAGCUGAUGUUGUCCCGUGGCGAGACCUUCAUGUGUAAGGACCCUGGCUGGUUCCACCUCAUCUUUGCAGCUAGGCCCCUCCUGCUAAGAAGCGCCGCCCCCCCGCGCGUCCUGCGGCCUCGGGCGCCCGUGAGCGAACCGCCCCCGGAACCGCCCGGGAAGCCCGACCCGGCGCGGACGGUGCGCAGCGCGGGGGCCAGGGCCCGGGGCCCGGGGGCCGCGCGCACGCGGCGGAGGGCGAGUCGGGCGAAGCCUCGGACCCAGACGCAGCCUGCGCGGGCCCCGAGCCCCGGCUCCUCCGGCUCCGCAAGUAGGUGCGACCCCCGCUGCGCAGAGCCGGGGCUGGCGGGGGGGUCCCCCCGGGCCCGGGCUCCAGGCCUCGCUGCCGGCGUCCCGGCCCUUCCGUGUCCGCGAGCCCUGCGCCACGCCUGCGCUUCCUCCGCCCGGGGCCUGGGGCCGGCGCCGCGGGGCUGCCAGGCCCGGCAGCGCGGCUGUCGGGCUGCGGACUCGCCGCCGCCCCGCUGCACGCCGCGGGCCCGCCCCUCGUCCCGGCUCCGCGCACGGAGCCCGGCUGCCACGUCGGGCCGGGCUGCGGGGGGACCGAGUUGA
Hippopotamus amphibius kiboko is the source of this 2178-nucleotide messenger RNA. RefSeq names its product probable inactive 1-aminocyclopropane-1-carboxylate synthase-like protein 2. The record is from RefSeq and is a predicted model, not a curated record. NCBI's taxonomy places the organism in Eukaryota, Metazoa, Chordata, Mammalia, Artiodactyla, Hippopotamidae. Gene Ontology annotation, molecular function: pyridoxal phosphate binding; transaminase activity. Gene Ontology annotation, biological process: amino acid metabolic process; biosynthetic process.